AUGGCACCUUCAACACUAACAGCUCUAGCUAAUGAAAAGACCCUUCAAACAAGUUUUAUUAGGGAUGAAGAAGAACGUCCAAAAGUGGCUUACAAUAAAUUUAGUGACGAAAUUCCAGUAAUAUCGUUGCAAGGUAUUGAUGAUAUUAAUGGAAGUCGAAGAAGUGAAAUAUGUGAGAAAAUUGUAAAUGCUUGUGAAGAUUGGGGUGUUUUUCAGGUAACUGAUCAUGGGGUCGAUGCUCAAUUAAUAUCAGAAAUGACAAAAUUGGCAAAGGAAUUUUUCGAAUUGCCUCCUGACGAAAAGCUUCGGUUUGACAUGUCUGGUGGCAAGAAAGGCGGCUUUAUUGUCUCAAGCCAUUUACAGGGUGAAGUGGUUCAAGACUGGCGUGAAAUAGUGACCUACUUUUCAUACCCAAUUCGAGCUAGAGACUACUCUAGAUGGCCAGACAAACCACAAGGCUGGAAAGCUGUAACUGAGAAAUACAGUGAAAAAUUAAUGGACUUAGCUUGCAAAUUAUUAGAAGUACUGUCAGAGGCAAUGGGCUUAGAGAAAGAGGCUUUAACCAAGGCAUGUGUGGAUAUGGACCAAAAAGUAGUUGUCAAUUUUUACCCAAAGUGUCCAGAGCCUGACCUUACCCUUGGGCUGAAACGACAUACUGAUCCAGGAACCAUCACCCUCUUGUUACAAGACCAAGUUGGUGGGCUUCAAGCCACUAAAGAUAAUGGCAAAACUUGGAUCACUGUUCAGCCCGUUGAAGGCGCUUUUGUUGUUAAUCUUGGUGAUCAUGGUCAUUAUUUGAGCAAUGGGAGGUUCAAGAAUGCUGAUCAUCAAGCAGUUGUGAAUUCGAAUAGCAGCAGAUUAUCGAUAGCCACUUUUCAGAAUCCAGCACCGGAUGCAAAAGUGUAUCCGUUAAAAAUUAGGGAAGGAGAGAAGGCAAUAAUGGAUGAGCCGAUUACAUUUGCAGAAAUGUACAGGAGGAAAAUGAGUAAGGAUCUUGAGCUUGCUAGGCUCAAGAAACUGGCCAAGGAACAGACUGAAGAGGCCAAGUUGGAGUCCAAGCCCAUUGAGGAAAUUCUUGCUUAAGUUUUACAAUUUUAACACUUACAAUAUUGGAUCUUGAAACAAGAGGCUACGCGUGUAAUUUCUUUUAUCAGUAUUGUCUUGAAUAACAAUAAAUCAUGUUCUUGU
This is a messenger RNA of Solanum tuberosum (potato), 1188 nucleotides long. RefSeq names its product flavanone 3 beta-hydroxylase (gene F3H). The record is from RefSeq and is marked provisional. NCBI's taxonomy places the organism in Eukaryota, Viridiplantae, Streptophyta, Magnoliopsida, Solanales, Solanaceae.